CGUUUUAUGGACAGAAGUACAAACAACUCUAUGUUAACUCCUCCAAUGUCUGUUUCAACAACUUUUUCAACAACAAACCCAGACAGGACUGUAUUGAAGGCUUUCCCGUGGCAGGAACACGUGAUCUAGUGAUAUAUCCAGCAAGGACUUUGUAUGAACAAACGUUCCAUCAAAAUGUGCCAACUAUAAAGGGCAAACUAGAAUGCACAAUAGAAAUCCAGAUGUUUGCUCUUAGGAAAACGACUGCUUUGGUUCUUGGUAACUUUGGGACACAAGCAGCUAUACAAAUAAAAACCCCGAGUCCAUCUGUGUUUGGUUUUCUGGUCGAUGGUACCACAGUUGAUACACUGAAUAUUCUCACAUCACCGUUCUUAGCAUACUUAGACAUCAGCGGAUGCAGACACUCAGGUGUUUUGUAUGAAUAUGGUAAAAUGGUGAGGUCUGAUCCAGAUACCUGUCUAAUCUGUGAUGAUACUGCUGUCCUCAGAGUCACUGGCUGUCCACCUGUGGAACGAUGUCAAGACUACAACACCUGCGUGUUUGACUACAUCUGCACUGUGACCGGCCCUACUGUCAUAGACUUUCUCAGCCAAGUGAACUCUGUCCCGGAUCGGUGUGCGUACUCUCUACUGUCGGGUCCGUCUGUCCCAGGCUUCCAUGUGCUUGGGAACUUUCGGGAACGUCGACGUAAAGAUGUGAGCUUUGUGGACAGUGUGACACUGCAACUAGACGGGCCGGGUGUUCAAAUUCAAGUGGACCAAGACGGGAGAGUUUGGCUGGACAAGAAUACGUUGACCCUUAACAGCACAGCUCAGCUGGUUCACGGUGUGGAGCUCUCUAAGGAUCAAACUGGAGUCACUGCAAAGGUGGUGCUCUCUAACAAGGUGCUGCUUGUCUUCUUUGAUGGCAACACGGCACAAAUCCACUUAAAAGGUGGAAAAGAUCCGUCUCUGCAGGGUUUGUGUGCCAACUCCAGUGUUCCUUUGAGCUCAGUGAGGCUCCCUGCUGCUUACAGUGCCAGUGGCUGUGAGGUGCAUUACAGUGACUCUGCUGACAGUUUGAUCAACUGCACCAUGACGACUGAACGCUGUAAUCUCCUGAAUGAGGCUCCCUUCACCGCCUGUCACAACUACACCAACCCAGAGCCCUACAUAACCGCCUGCACCGACACUAUGUGCAAUUAUCCUCCGGCAGACGGUCUACACUGCCAGUUCCUGGAGGCCUACGCCAGAGCCUGCAGCCUGUACAGCUCCAACACACUGGAGGACUUGAUGUCAGAGGCCGGCUGCUCACCUCCUCAGGCUUUCUGUCAGGGCAAGAUGUGCAAUGCUCACGAGUUCUGUGCCGAGAACACGGGAGGUGAACCCAGCUGCUUCUGUCGGGCCAUUUUUGCCACUCCGUACAUAUCAGCAGGCACUUUCGGUGAUCCAACGAUCUGCAUGCAGAACUCUGCUUCAGUUACUCUGGUCGGUUGUCUUCUGGAGGAAAAAGGCUUCAACUAUUCGGCCUUGCACCUCAAUGACCAAACCUGCACGGGUCAGGUAGACAAGCAGACCCACAUGGUGACCUUCAGCUUCAACAGCAGCAACACCUGUGGGGCGGUGGUCACGAUUAACAACAGCCAAAUAUUCUACAUGAACACCAUCAAGAGCCAGAACAGCUCCUCUGACGUCAUCACUCACCAGGACCAGGUCUACAUCAACUUCUCCUGCUUCUAUACUCAGCCAGACGUCAAGACUGUGGCCUUCAGAAUCAUGGACCACUCUGUGAUCCAGCAGAUCACAUCUGGACCUUGGAAUUACACUGUGACCAUGAAGACCUACACCGACGCCGGCCUCACACAAGCUGUGGAGUCGAGCACCGAAGUCCAGCUGAACCAGAAGAUCUGGGUGGAGCUGAAGACUGACGGGCUGGAUGGUGGCUUGGUUACCGUGGUGACCGACUCCUGCUGGGCAACCAAUCAGGCUUCGCCCAGCGGGAGACCAAGAUACAACCUGAUCAUUAAGGGCUGUGCGAACCCCAGUGACCGGACGGUGCAGGUGAAGGGAAACGGACUGGGACCGUCCAACUCCUUCUCCUUCAACAUGUUCCGGUUCUCUAGUAACUCUGGUGACGUCUACCUGCACUGCAAACUCAACUUGUGUGUCAAACAGAACAACAGCUGCGCUCCGAUUUGUAACGGAGGUGCUCGGAGACGCAGAUCUGCCAGGGUGCAAUAUGAAGCCGACUCUUCAGCCUUCAUCACCAUGGCCUGGACCAAAUAGCUGGAGGACAACAAACAAGCAGCUAAGAGAAGUGGACGAAGACCAAUGAAGAGCUGGAGGAGGUAAAUCAUCAACUGGAAAUCAAGGAUGCAGAGAUGUUGGCUGCUCUCAAACACACAACAAGCAAUAGUCGACAACA
This is a messenger RNA of Micropterus salmoides (largemouth bass), 2403 nucleotides long. RefSeq lists its product as uncharacterized. Lineage: Eukaryota; Metazoa; Chordata; Actinopteri; Centrarchiformes; Centrarchidae. The record is from RefSeq and is a predicted model, not a curated record. The coding region runs from base 222 to 2264 and encodes 680 amino acids. The transcript has 17 exons.